Molecule: messenger RNA, 3276 nt
Organism: Morone saxatilis (striped sea-bass)
Lineage: Eukaryota; Metazoa; Chordata; Actinopteri; Moronidae
Gene: nell2a
Product: neural EGFL like 2a
Molecular function (GO): protein binding; calcium ion binding
Source: RefSeq, a predicted model, not a curated record
GCUGCUGUAGGAGCGUCUGUUCAGCUGGUGAGGCAGCGCCAGCUCGCUUUGUGCGUCCUCGGUUACCCACCUGUGCCGCGGACGGUUGCUGAUGGAGCAGACCUUGCGUUACAUGGAAUAAUUUGUGCUGGUACAUUUUUUUUCUUCUCCUAUCCGGAUUAGCUUCUUUUUUUUGCAGCAGCAGCAGCAUUGGUCCACCUAAAGUUGUGAUGAUGCCUCCGCUCAGCAUUUGGGAUUGGUAAAUAGCCUUCUGCGCGAGGGUGAUACAUCAUUCGCAUGUGAUUGAACAAUACUGUCUCUCGGAAGUGGACAAAACAUGGACUAAUUUUUUUUUUUUAUGCAUUCACCAUGGGAUUAUUACAGCUAUUUCUGGUUCUCGGCAUAAUUUGCGCCUCCUCAGUUGUAGGUUUUGGGGUUGACCCUGCCCUGCGCAUCAGCGUGUUCGAUGAACUAACGCUUGGAGAAGGCUUUGAUGGAGUUACUCAGGUCCAGGGCUUCCACAGCGAGUCUAGAGCUUUCCACUUCCAAGGGUCAUCCAGGGAAGUGAUGGCUCCUGUUGAGGUCUCAGAGCAAAUGGUCCAGAAGCUGAGAGGCAAGAAUGAGUUUACUGUUCUGGUGACCCUUAAACAAGAUCACCUCAACUCUGGGGUCAUCCUCUCCAUUCAUCACUCUGAGCACAGGUUCCUGGAGCUGGAGAGCAGUGGCCAGCGCAGUGAGGUGCGUCUUCACUAUCGUACCAAAGGCCAGCAGGCCCAUACUGAGGUGUUCCCUUACAGCCUGGCUGAUGACCAGUGGCACAAAGUCUCUGUGGCCGUCAGUGCCUCUCAUGUCAUACUACAUGUCGACUGCAACAGGAUCUAUGAACGGGUUGUGGAAGCCCCCUACAUGGACAUACCUGAAGAUGCUUCUUUCUGGCUUGGACAGAGAAACGCUGCUCAUGGCUUCUUCAAGGGAGUGAUGCAGGACGUGGAGAUCCUGGUGAUGCCACAGGGUUACAUCUCACAGUGUCCAGAUCUGAACAGAAAAUGGCACAGUGCAAUGUGAGGCCAUCUCCUGCCCUCCCCCUCAGUGCCCAACGGGCACAGUGCCUGCCUACGUACAGGGUGCUUGCUGCAAGGAGUGCCAGCCUGUCUGCCUGUUUGGUGGAAGAGAGCUGGUGGAGGGGGAUCAGAAGGCUGUGCGCGACUCUUCUGGCAGGUGCCUGCUGUUUGAAUGCAGGGACAGGACCAUGCAUCGAGUGGUCCCCAGUGAGCCUUGUCCCGAACUCAACUGUGCCGAGUCGGAGCAGAUUGCUUUGAGUGACAGAUGCUGCAAAGUCUGCAGAGGUCAUGACUUCUGCUCAGAGGGCCACGGCUGCGUGGAGCACUCCGACUGUGUGAACCUGGAGGCAGGAGACUGCUGUGUUUGUAAGGAUGGCUUCCGCCCACUGCGAGACGAUAACGCCUACUGUGAAGAUAUUGAUGAGUGCGCUGAGGGGAAGCACUACUGCAGGGAGAACACCAUGUGCGUUAACACCCCUGGCUCCUUCAUGUGCAUCUGCCAUACGGGUUACAUCAGGAUCGAUGACUAUUCCUGCACAGAGCAUGAUGAGUGCCUCAGCGGGCUCCACAACUGCGAUGAGAAUGCCCUGUGCUUUAAUAUGGUUGGAGGCCACAGCUGCUCCUGUAAGCCGGGCUACACUGGCAAUGGGACAGUCUGCAAAGCUAUGUGUGACGGAUUGUGCCAGAAUGGAGGAACCUGCGUCUCACCUAACAACUGCGUUUGCCAGCAAGGAUUUACUGGGAAAAGAUGCGAGACAGAUAUUGAUGAGUGUGCGGACGGCUUUGUCGAGUGUGAUACUAAAUCUACUUGUGUCAACUUGCCCGGCUGGUACCACUGUGAGUGCCGUGAUGGCUACCAUGACAACGGCUUAUUUUCUGCCAAUGGGGAAUCUUGUGUAGAUAUUAAUGAAUGCAAGACGGGGAGGAACACCUGUGCCAAUGACACAGUGUGCUUCAACCUGGAGGGAGGCUAUGACUGCCGGUGCCCCCACGGGCACAACUGCACCGGAGACUGUAUCCAUGACAACAAGGUCAAGCACAGUGGGCAGAUCUGGGUGCUGGACAGUGAUAGGUGCUCUGUGUGCUCCUGUCAGGCUGGCCAGGUGAUGUGCCGCAGGAUGGUUUGCGACUGCGACAACCCCAACGCCGACCUGUUCUGCUGCCCCGAGUGCGACCCUCGACUGAGCAGCCAGUGUCUGCACCAGAACGGCCUGCUCACCUACGGCAGCGGGGACACAUGGGUGGAGAACUGCCAGCAGUGCCAGUGCCUGCAGGGGCAGGUGGACUGCUGGCCUCUGCCGUGCCCGCCUGUGGACUGCGAGUUUACCGUGGUGCCUGAGGGCGAGUGCUGUCCCCGCUGUGUCACCGACCCCUGCCAGGCCGACACCAUCCGCAACGACAUCACCAAGACGUGCACAGACGAGCACAACAUCUCACGCUUCAGUGGCUCCUCCUGGAUUAAACAUGGUACCGAGUGCACCCUGUGCCAGUGCAAGAAUGGACACAUCUGUUGCUCAGUGGACCCCAUGUGCCUUUAGUCCUGGCAGAUCUGAAGGCACCUGUACAGUGUUCUCCAUGUAAAAAAAAAGUAACACCACCCCAAUGUCUCCUCACCAUCCUCCUCACAGGCGUGGGUCAAAUAGUGUUUGCAUUGUUAGGAUUUGUUUUAGCCUGCUGAACCAGAUGGAUGGGGGUUACUGAUCAGGAUACAGUGUCACAUUGUCAAAUACAAACAAUUGUGCAAAUUUAACCUUCAGGUACUUUCUGCUGAUUUCUAGCUCUUAUUGUAUGUUCGACGUGGUAAACCACACCCAUCUAGUACCUCAUGCACGUUAAGUGUUUCGCAAAUACUCUGUGACCCCCGUCUGCCUCCUCAACUCCUCUUUAUACCAAAUGCAAACCUAUGUCAUACCAAACAGAUGGACUACAGUUCCCUCGAACCCACUCUUUGUUCUGUCUCACCACUUAGAGUGAACCUUUAAGGAUCACCAUUCCCCACUCCGAACCAUCGCUAUAUAAUUCUGUAAGAUAUUACUAUUACUGGCAUGACUGUGCUUGAUGUCCAAACAUUUUUGCUGAUUUCUAAAUCCUCAGUGAUGAUGAUGAUACCUUAGAUAGAGUAAAGGCAGUUAGCAUAAGGUUCCGUUGCCACAUUUAUGAGUCGUCUAUAUUAUGUGGUGCUUUGUAGCAUUUUGUUCCAUUUCUCUUUUUUGUAAUUUUUUUUUUCCAAGCUUGU